Fonsecaea multimorphosa CBS 102226 is the source of this 1464-nucleotide messenger RNA. RefSeq lists its product as uncharacterized. The transcript has 3 exons. The record is from RefSeq and is a predicted model, not a curated record. NCBI's taxonomy places the organism in Eukaryota, Fungi, Ascomycota, Eurotiomycetes, Chaetothyriales, Herpotrichiellaceae. Bases 1 to 1464 code for a protein of 487 amino acids. Gene Ontology annotation, molecular function: monooxygenase activity; oxidoreductase activity, acting on paired donors, with incorporation or reduction of molecular oxygen; heme binding.
AUGGCUUCAUCGGUCGAGGGCAUUGUGCUUAUCGCCAUUGUAUUCCUGAUUCCACUACGGCUUUACUCCAGAUAUCGAAAACUAAGCUCCAUCCCAGGGCCCUUUUUGGCAAAUUUCACGGACCUCUGGAGAGCAUAUGCUCAGAACUACGGCACUAUCACCACGACACUGAUCAAGCUUCACGAGAAGCAUGGUCCUCUGGUGCGAAUUGGCCCAAACACGAUCCAUGUCAGCGACCCUGCCGCCGUCAGCACAAUUUACACAAACCAUGGGGAAUUCAGAAAGGCCGACUCGUACUCCCCAUUGCGGGUGCCCACGCCUCGUGGCAAGUCGAUCGGGAGCGUUAUCGACAUGCAGGACGAGGACGGCAACACCCUUUUGAAGAGGGGGGUCGGGAACGCGUUCGCAACAAAGACCCUACUCGAUUACGAGCACAGCGUCGACGAAACGGUCAGCGAGCUCGCCCGGACCAUCAUCGAGUUUCCCGAGUUCGACCUCUUCACGACCAUACAGUUCUUCCAGCUCGAUAUGCUGACGCAGCUAGCAUUCAGUGAGAAUCUGGGCCAUCUGCAGAACCGGAGGGAUGUUUGGGGAAUGGUCGACCCCAGCCGUGACAGAGUCGCGCAUUGGGUGCGUUGGCAGGCGCUGCCGACGUUGGAGUACCUCCUUUUCCAACACCCGCUCUUCAGUUGGGUCACCAAGAGAUCAUCCGCGUGGGCGCUCGAGGCGCUCCGGAAGCUGGCCAACCGCGAAGCGGCGCCGGCGGGGAAGACCGAGGGCCAGAAGGACCUGCUCCAGAAGUACGUCGACGCGUACAAGAAAAACCCGGCCAUCGGCCACGACGUCAUCGAGCUCAUGACGACGUCGACCAUCUCGGCGGGCUUCGACAGCACGACGGUGACGAUCACGACAAUUCUCUUCUUCCUGAUGAAAUACCCCGCCGCGUACGACCGGCUCAAGCAGGAGCUGGAGCAGGCCCAACUUUCCACCCCGGUGCCGCAGUGGACCGAAGUCAAUCGGCUCGAGUACCUAGACGCUGUCUUCAAGGAAGCCAUGCGCUGCAACCCGUUCGUCACGAUCCCCUUGGAGCGCGUGGUGCCUCCCGGCGGCGCCGUCAUCGUCGGCAAGCAGGUACCAGCCGGCACCACGGUUGGAUGUGCCGCCAAAGUCAUCCACUACAACCGCGAGCUCUACGGCGAGGAUGUCGAAGAGUUCCGACCCGAGCGGUGGCUGACGAACCCGGAGAAGAGGCUUGCCAUGGAACGAGCCUCGAUGGGGUUCGGGUCUGGAAAACGGGUCUGCCUGGGCCGACACAUUGCCGAGCUGGAGAUCAAGAAGCUGAUUCCCACUCUGGUUCUGCGGUUCAAGAUGGACCUCACCACACCAGACUCCUCGCUGGAAUUUGCAGAUGGCCUCACGGCAUAUCCCAAGACCAUAAUGGUCAGGUUUGAAGAGAGGAAGUAA